Molecule: messenger RNA, 2341 nt
Organism: Bombyx mandarina (wild silkworm)
Lineage: Eukaryota; Metazoa; Arthropoda; Insecta; Lepidoptera; Bombycidae
Product: ecdysone oxidase
Molecular function (GO): flavin adenine dinucleotide binding; oxidoreductase activity, acting on CH-OH group of donors
Source: RefSeq, a predicted model, not a curated record
ACUUCGGAGGACGCCGGCCGAGGCUAAGAGCACCUUUAACAACUAACCGCUGGUGAUAUUCUCUGGCAUCCUUCUUCGUAACAUGACCGUGAGCGGGCAGCAGUACUGUGUACGGAGAAUAAUUUGAAUGAAGAAUGAACUGGGGACGGUUCAUGUUUCGACUGCUAUUGGCAUGCAGUGCUGGCGCAGUGGAGGCCUUUUUCUUUGAGAAUUUCUUGCAAGACCUUCCCUAUACGUACCCUACUGGAAUUCAGCUAGAAGAUGGAGCCGCGUAUGAUUACGUGGUGGUAGGAGCUGGGGCUGCGGGCGCCGCGGCCGCCUCUAGGUUAGCAUUGAAAGGUUUCGAUGUUAUGCUUAUAGAAGCCGGAGGCGAUCCAAGCUUCCUAUCUACGAUACCAAUGGCGUCGUUGGGUCUCCUUGGCUCCUCACUGGAUUGGCAGUACAAGACUAUUCCAAACAACAUAUCCUGUCUCUCUUCAAUUGGUGAACAGUGUAGAUUUAGUCGGGGAAAGAGCUUAGGAGGAACCACCGCUAUCAAUCACAUGCUGUACAUAAGAGGAAAUAGAUAUGAUUACGACAGAAUGAACAUCUCAGGGUGGACAUGGAAGGACUUAGAGCCGUAUUUCCUUCGAUACGAAGGUCUUCAAAUUUUAGACCAGUAUCCAGCUAGUUCAAGGAAAUAUCAUAAUAGUAAUGGUACUAUGAAAUUGGAGUAUUUUGAUGAUCCGCGUAACCCAUGGCACACGAGAACUGUGGAGGGGUUAAAGCAGCUAAAUAUACCUUUUAAUAAGGAUUUGAACGGAGAGUAUCAAAUAGGAGUUACAAAAGUAGCUGGUUAUGUAUAUAAAGGAGAGAGGAUGAGUACUGCGCGGGGCUACCUGGCAAGGAAUGAUGUUAAGAAAAAUCUUAAAGUUGCGAAGAAUGCUUUUUGUACUGAAGUAGUUAUUGAUGACGACAAUAUUGCUCGAGGAGUGACAGUUGUCCAAAAUCUACAAAAAGUUACAAUAUAUGCAAGAAUCGAAAUUGUACUUAGUGCUGGAACGAUUGGAACCCCUCAGAUAUUGAUGCAGUCAGGUGUCGGUCCAGCUGACCACUUACAAGAAAUGGGCAUAUCAGUACGAUCAAACCUUCCGGUCGGUAAUGAUAUGAGUGACCAUCAUCUACCAGUCGUCAUCGUCAAAGUAGACCACGGAGGACUAGUAGACAGCCUCGUUGGACUGACUUCUAAAGCCCCCCAAGUACUACAGUACUUGGCCUCCAGGAGCGGACCACUAGCAUCUAAUAGCCUACAAGAUAUAGUGACAUUGAUAAACACUAACUGCUACGAUUUUGAUCUUCGUCAGUAUUCAGGUAAUAGUAGUCUGUGUGAACUCGCUGAUAUGCAGAUUAUUCAGUCGUACAUAGACAAAGGAUUGGUGGCUUUAGCAAAGCCUUUGGUUAAGCAGGCUAUUGGUUUCAAUGACCAAGUCUUAGACCAAAUUGAGAAGGCGAACGAGAACCAUGGCUUGAUUAUUUUCUCGCCUAUGGUUCUGCAGCCAUAUUCUCGUGGCACCGUCCGCCUCGCCAGUAUUGAUCCACUGCAACCACCAGCAAUCUUCGCUAAUUAUCUUGGAGAUGAACGAGACGUCGAACAAAUGGUAAAAUCUAUCACUUUCUUGGAGCACCUGAUGAAAACUCAGAUCUUCAAAAAACACAAAGCCUCAAUCUUACACUUGAAUCUACCUGGAUGUCCAGCCUAUAAAUGUGGAAGGGUAGAGUAUUGGAGAUGCUACGCCAGACAUAUGACUUAUUCUGGAUACCAUGCUGUAGGGACCUGUGCGCUGACCAGGGUGGUAGAUGAACAACUCCGUGUGUAUGGUGUAAAGAACUUAAGAGUGGCCGAUUUGAGUGUACUGAAAAAUAUUAUAAGAGGAAACACAGCAUCUGUUUCUAUAGCUAUUGGAGAGAGAAUUGUGGAUUUUUUAACUGAGGAAGAUAAUCCAUAGUCCAUUUAAAGAUUAAGUACAGUUAGACCAAUCUGAAGUUUUGCUGAAAUUUUCAUCGAAACCGGUCCAGGAGUUUCGGAGUCUAUACGGAACAUAUAUAAAUACACAGACUUUUAUAUAAUAUGUAUAUGGAUUGAUAGAUAUCAAAUAAACAUUACACCCCGAAUACCAAAGACAUUAACUCCAUCUAGGUAUAUAUUCCGCAGUGCACAAUACAACUCUGUUUCAUAUUCGAUAUCAGCCUGGUGCGAAGCCGGGGCGCAUCGCUGGUUGAUUAUCAUUUUAAAAAACAAUUAUCUGUGUGUUCCUAUCAGCGUUUCAUUAGUGAACCAAUAAAAUGUCAUUUCAGUUGAAAA